AUGGGAUUGAUGAUGAUGAUGAAAGAAGGCGAAGUAAAUGCUGGGAACUCUGAUGAUUAUUUUAGAGUUCCAGACGAUAUUCCAGCGGACGAUGCAUUCAGCUUGAUGUUUCUGAUAUCGCUCAGUAUAACUUUUGGUUUACUUUUGCUAGUGUUGAUUUUAAUAUCGGUGUAUUUGACGUUUUGCGGGGGUAGCGAUGCAGCAGAUAGCGAUGAAGAAGAUGAAGGGAGUGGGUCAGUUUCGUUCAAGUUUUUCCGUAAGGGGAACAGCUUGCUAUUAGAUAGUAGUUUCAUGACUCCCGGGAAGUUUGACGAUGAACAGGCUUUGCUGGAACAAGAAGCUGAGGAAUUACCCCGGAUGUCGCGAUUUGAAGUUGAGCUUUAUGAGCGUACGAAAGAGUUCCAGAAGAUGAGUCCGCCAAUGGUGAAGCCAUUUGGGACGUUUUUGAAUUCUCAGGACAAGCAGAUGAUCAAGGAGAGGGGUAUCCAGUCGUAUUUCUUUCUUCCGUCGAUCAACGAUAAUGUGGAUCGGAAUGGGUCGUUUUUGCCCAGUUUUUUCGUUGAGGAUAAGUUGAACGUUACGUUCACCAAGUUCAACGUGUCGUCGAGUGCGAUUAUGAACUACCCGCUCCCCAUGAACCGGAAGGAUGCUGUGUAUUUUGAAGUGAAGGUGUACAAGUUCAAGCCAUGUUCGAACUCGAUAUUCAGUAUCGGGCUAAUGACAUGUCCGUACCCAUAUUUCAGGAUUCCCGGCACUGCGAUAUAUUCCAUAGCGUAUGAGUCUACUGGGAAGCUCAGGAUCAACAAUGCAUUCCGUGCCGAUACGCUUUUACCCAAGCUAGAAGAAGGAGACGUUGUUGGGUUUGGGUAUAGGUACAGUUCUGGCACGAUAUUUAUUACGCAUAACGGGAAAAAGAUGAUGGACGUAACGCAUCGUGUUGGGAUAGACUUGUUUGUGGGCAUCGGGGCCAUGAAUGCGGCAUACACGCGUACGUACACUAAGGAUGGGCUCUUUGAGGAUCCCGAUAACGUUAGUUUCAGACAGAAGUGGACGGAUGUCACGUCGUCAAAUGUUGGUGGUGGUAGUAGUAGUAGUGGGAGCCAGGGUGCUUCUCAUAUCAGCGACGUAAUCAACCCACAGUUGUUGGAAGUGCACGAUCCUAAGGAUAGCCCCGUGAGCUCUGAUCCAAUUGAGCUUCAUGUGAAUCUGGGACAGCUGGGGUUCGUAUUCAUCGAAGCCAACGUGAAGAAGUAUGCGUUUGGCAGUGUGUAUGGUGAUAUUGGCAUUCCUCCUGCAUACAACGGAGACGAUAUAAAGCAGGACAUGCUAUUGCAAAAGGGCGAAGAGCUUCCACCGGAGUAUCCCGAUGAUGAGGUGGAUUUCUUUGGUGGUGUGCGGGAACAUACGACAGAAUCUAGAGCUGCAGCGGGAUCUGCAGCAGGAUCUGAAGCUAGGAUUGGGGUUGGGUUUGGAAACGAGGCAGAAGCGUCUGCUUCAACGGAUCAAGGCGCAUCGACAGAUACCCCAGGAACUGUCUCGGAAACUGCCCCAGAGGCUGCUCCAGAGGCUGCUCCAGAAACUGCCCCAAGUACCGCUCCAGAGACUGCUCCAGAGACUUCCCCCGUGACAACCCGGAAAACCACUCCUGCCAAGAAGAAGAAUAAGAAGCGCAAGAGAAAGAAUAAAGGUUCGAGACGGUAA
This is a messenger RNA of Kluyveromyces marxianus DMKU3-1042, 1701 nucleotides long. It is a transcript of the gene SSH4, whose product is annotated as Ssh4p. Lineage: Eukaryota; Fungi; Ascomycota; Saccharomycetes; Saccharomycetales; Saccharomycetaceae. The coding region runs from base 1 to 1701 and encodes 566 amino acids. Gene Ontology annotation, molecular function: protein binding. The transcript has a single exon. The record is from RefSeq and is a predicted model, not a curated record.